CGGAUUUAGCACCCUUCAACAAACAAUGGGCUUAUGUUAAAUCCAUCAAGCUUGGGAUUUGAGUACCAAAUCCAUGACCCAAAUCCAACAAGCAAACCACCUCUUAAUUUAUUUUUUAAGGUUUUUUGUGUGCGGUCGAACCCGGCACUGAACCGAAAAAACAUAACUCCAAAUUAGACCGGGCUCAAUUGGUUGGGUGGGCCGAGAGCGAAACUGUCAGAUUGGGUCCUUAGCCCAAAAUCAAACCAUCUGGUAGUGUAGUAGUCCGCUUCGCACAUUUUCUCCUACUAUUCAGCGCAUUAGUAUUUUACAGUUGCGAUUUCUAACUCGCAGAGUCGUCUUCUUCCCUCCUAUUCCAAUCCUCCGCUCGCCCAUGAGAUCUUGGAUCUGAGAGAAACCUCAUAUUUUAGUGAACGCAGGCGGCGACUGCAUUUCUUCAGCUCAGAAGCCACUCUUAGUUUAAGUUUUUUGCUUCCUUCGCCUUCUUCUCCGAUCUGAUCUCUUCAAGGUUCGUUUCGUCUAAUCCUCUUCCCCAAUUGCCUGGAUCUGUUGUAUUUUCUCUAGUUUCUUGGUUUGCAUUUCUGUUUUUGCGCAUUUUGUUUGGUUGCUUGAUAUACGAGGUGGUGGAUUUAGAUUUUGAAUUCGAUUUGUCCUGGGGGCAAUCUCUGUGCGAGGAGAAACGUUUAUCUCAAUGGCAAUUCAGUGUGGAAUGCUAUUGCUCGGGUGUUUUCUAAUGGCGGUUCUUGUGGAGAAAGCGUAGUGAUCCGAAUCGUUUGAAUUCACAGGCGUGAUCUGUUUAUAAGAAGCAUGUUGCUUCAGAUGGCCGCAUUCCUACUGCCGAGAUUUGAAAAAAAAAAAAAAAAGCAGUAGUGAAAUUCUGCUUUCUGCUCAGUCCUUUGUUCUACUAAAUUCAAAUGUUUAAGGACUUUAACUAGUUUAGCUAAACUGGAAUGACUCGAGGUUGCUCGGUAAUUGUAGUAUAUUGUUAUUCAGUGAGGAUAGUGAGUAUUUGGUCUAUCAGAACUCCUGUUAUUAACUUGUUACACGACAUUGUACUGUGUUUACAUCCACACCGUUUUCCCGAUUUUAGAGAAUGUUUCGUAGGACGUUAUCCUUUUGGAUAGCUAACAUGGGUUUUCUGUAAUUAAACAGAGAGGAAGUGUGAGAUGGAGAAAUCGUGUUCUCUGCUUGUGCACUUUGACAAAGGGACUCCAGCAAUUGCAAAUGAGAUUAAGGAAGCCUUGGAAGGCAAUGAUGUUACAGCUAAGGUGGAUGCCAUGAAGAAAGCAAUCAGCCUUCUGUUGAAUGGAGAAACCCUACCCCAGCUUUUUAUCACGAUCCUCAGAUAUGUUUUGCCUUCUGAGGAUCACACGAUCCAGAAGCUGCUCCUUUUAUACUUGGAGAUUAUCGAUAAAAAAGAUGCUUCUGGGAAGCUUCUGCCCGAGAUGAUCCUGAUAUGCCAAAAUUUGAGGAACAAUCUUCAGCACCCAAAUGAAUAUAUCCGUGGGGUGACUUUGAGGUUUCUGUGCCGCCUCAAUGAGACAGAAAUUAUAGAGCCGUUGAUCCCUUCGGUGCUGCAGAAUUUGGAGCAUAGACAUCCAUUUAUUAGAAGGAAUGCAAUCUUCACUGUUAUGUGCAUUUAUAAGCUUCCCCAGGGCGAUCAGCUUUUGGUUGAUGCUCCUGAAAUGAUUGAAAAGGUUCUUUCAUCAGAGCAUGAUCCAUCAGCUAAACGUAAUGCAUUCCUCAUGCUCUUCAGUUGUGCACAGGAUCGAGCUGUUAAGUAUCUUUUUGAACACAUUGAUAAGAUCUCUGAAUGGGCUGAGCAACUUCAGAUGGUUGUUUUGGAGUUGAUUCGUAAAGUUUGUAGAACAAAUAGAUUGGAGAAGGGCAAAUACAUAAAGAUAAUCAUAUCUUUGUUGAAUGCCACAUCCAGUGCAGUGGUCUAUGAGUGUGCUGGAACACUUGUCUCUCUAUCAUCUGCACCUACGGCAAUUAAAGCUGCUGCUAACACAUAUGGCCAGCUCCUUCUAUCUCAGAGUGACAACAAUGUCAAGCUUAUUGUUCUUGAUCGACUGAGUGAGCUCAAAUCUUCUCACAGGGAAAUUAUGGUUGAUAUGGUCAUGGACGUGCUUAGGGCGCUGUCUAGCCCCAAUGUUGAUAUCCGCCGUAAGACCCUUGAUAUUAUCCUUGAUUUGAUAACCCCCAGGAAUGUUAAUGAAGUUGUUCUCAUGUUGAAGAAGGAAGUUGUCAAGACCCAGAGUGGAGAGCUUGAGAAGAAUGGUGAAUACAGGCAGAUGCUUAUCCAAGCCAUCCAUUCUUGUGCUAUUAAGUUCCCAGAAGUUGCAAGCACGGUGGUGCAUCUAUUGAUGGAUUUCCUAGGAGAUAGCAAUGUUGCUUCAGCUAUUGAUGUGGUUGUUUUUGUCAGAGAGAUAAUAGAGACUAACCCAAAACUGAGGGUUUCAAUAAUAACACGGCUCUUGGAUACUUUCUACCAGAUCCGAGCUUCUAGGGUAUGUGCUUGUGCUCUGUGGAUCAUAGGAGAGUAUUGCCUUUCCCUUUCUGAAGUUGAGAGCGGUUUAGCGACCAUCAAGCAGUGUCUCGGUGAAUUGCCCUUCUUCUCUGUUUCCGAAGAAGGGGAAGUUACUGAUGCUUCCAAGAAGCCUCCACAAGCUAAUUCCAUCACUGUGUCUUCGAGAAGGCCUGCUAUCCUUGCUGAUGGGACCUAUGCUACACAGAAUGCUGCCUCUGAAACUGCCUUUUCCCUGCCUACUAUUGUUCUGGGUUCGUUGUCCACUGGAAAUCUUAGAUCGCUUCUUCUCACUGGCGAUUUUUUCCUUGGAGCAGUUGUCGCAUGCACUCUAACAAAACUAGUGCUGCGAUUGGAAGAGGUACAGUCUUCUAAGUUGGAGGUGAAUAAAGCAUCUACGCAGGCUUUGUUGAUUAUGGUCUCCAUGCUACAAUUGGGGCAAUCUUCUGUUCUUCCGCACCCAAUUGAUAGUGAUUCGUACGAUAGGAUGCUUCUCUGCAUAAGGUUGCUGUGCAAUACUGGCGAUGACAUCCGGAAAAUAUGGUUGAAGUCUUGCCGUCAAAGUUUUAUGAAAAUGCUUUCAGAGAAGCAGUUGAGAGAGACUGAGGAAUUGAAGGCGAAGGCUCAGGUUUCCCAUGCGCAACCAGAUGAUCUCAUUGACUUCUAUCAUUUGAAGAGCAGGAAGGGCAUGAGUCAGCUGGAGUUGGAAGAUGAAGUUCAAGAUGAUUUGAAACGUGCGACUGGGGAGUUUAUCAAGGAUGGCAAUGAUGCUAACAAGCUUAACCGCAUCCUUCAACUCACUGGAUUUAGUGACCCUGUGUAUGCUGAAGCAUAUGUGACAGUUCAUCACUAUGAUAUUGUGCUUGAUGUCACUGUCAUCAACCGGACAAAGGAAACUCUCCAAAACUUAUGCUUGGAGUUGGCCACCAUGGGUGAUCUUAAACUAGUCGAGCGCCCUCAGAAUUAUGCAUUGGCUCCAGAAUCAAGCAAACAAAUUAAGGCAAACAUCAAGGUCUCCUCAACUGAGACUGGAGUGAUCUUCGGCAACAUUGUUUACGAGACUUCAAAUGUGCUCGAAAGAAAUGUUGUCGUCCUCAAUGAUAUCCACAUUGAUAUCAUGGAUUACAUUUCUCCAGCCUACUGUACCGAUUCAGCAUUUAGAACAAUGUGGGCAGAGUUUGAAUGGGAGAACAAGGUUGCUGUUAACACAACUAUUCAGAAUGAGAAGGAAUUCCUGGACCAUAUCAUUAACUCGACAAACAUGAAGUGCCUCACUGCACCGUCUGCACUAGAUGGCGAGUGUGGAUUCCUAGCAGCUAACUUGUACGCCAAGAGUGUGUUUGGUGAGGACGCAUUGGUAAAUGUGAGUCUCGAAAAGCAGGGAGAUGGGAAACUCAGCGGGUACAUCAGGAUACGUAGCAAGACCCAGGGAAUCGCACUCAGCCUGGGCGAUAAAAUCACUCUAAAGCAGAAGGGAGGUAGUUGAUGUGGAUGUAUCCCAACUCUUUUUGUAUCAAAAUUAUACAGGUAAGGUUCCUCUCUAGUUCCCCCAUCAGUUACAUCUUGCUCUAUAGCGAGUGGUCUCUUUUUUUCGUGUCUCUUCGGAGCGAUGAACAUGAAUCUGUAGGGUAUUGUGUGUUUCAGGUAACCUGGAUAUUUCAAGCUGGAAGAUUGUCUCUUUGCGAUACUGUUUCUCGUUUGUAUGUAGUUUGAGGGGUAGCGGCUUUCUUUGUAUUGGGAAUGUAGCGGCAUUGAGCUUAGAUUUGCGGCAUUUUCCAUAUUGAAAGUUUGAAACUUGAAAUGGAGUUACAUUUUCCUUUACAUCUGUUGAUCUUUCUUGUUCUUGUUUAAGCUCAGCUCUGUAGUUCAAUUACUGGACGGGAGAAUCCUCUGGCUGGUCGUGGUUCGACGAGUGAGAAUCUCUUAUUACUGACCCUCUUUCAUCUGGUCACCAUUGUUGCUAAUGUAUAUCAUUUGCUUAUCCUAAGUAGGGAGUUCAUGUCAUGUUCGUCCGAUUGAUCAUUAGUGCAGAAUCGAACUGAAUCAAAGAGUGA
Linum trigynum is the source of this 4581-nucleotide messenger RNA. Lineage: Eukaryota; Viridiplantae; Streptophyta; Magnoliopsida; Malpighiales; Linaceae. The record is from the annotation of a GenBank genome assembly.